Debaryomyces hansenii CBS767 is the source of this 780-nucleotide messenger RNA. It is a transcript of the gene POL30, whose product is annotated as proliferating cell nuclear antigen. The transcript has a single exon. The coding region runs from base 1 to 780 and encodes 259 amino acids. Gene Ontology annotation, biological process: leading strand elongation; regulation of DNA replication; translesion synthesis. Gene Ontology annotation, cellular component: PCNA complex. Lineage: Eukaryota; Fungi; Ascomycota; Pichiomycetes; Serinales; Debaryomycetaceae. Gene Ontology annotation, molecular function: DNA polymerase processivity factor activity; DNA binding. The record is from RefSeq and is a predicted model, not a curated record.
AUGCUUGAAGGUAAAUUUGAUGAAGCUUCCCUUUUGAAGAAGAUUGUCGAUUCGAUUAAAGAUUGUGUUAAGUUGUGUAACUUCAAUUGCACAGAACACGGUAUCACCGUCCAAGCUGUGGAUGAUUCCAGAGUUUUGUUGGUUUCGUUAUUGGUUGGUCAAUCAGCAUUCAGUGAAUACCGUUGUGACAGAGACAUCACUUUAGGUAUUGAUUUAGAAUCAUUCUCUAAAAUUAUAAAAUGUGGUAAUAAUGAAGACUACUUAACAUUAUUAGCAGAAGACAGUCCUGAUAACGUGAUGACUAUAUUCGAAGAUAAGAAGAAGGAAAGAGUUAGUGAAUACUCCUUGAAGUUGAUGGAUAUUGAUUCAGAAUUCUUAAAAAUUGAUGACAUGGACUACGACAGUGUUAUAAAUAUGCCAUCUGGGGAAUUCUCUAAGAUUGUACGUGACUUGAAGAACUUGAGUGAAUCUUUAAACAUCAUUGUUACCAAAGAUUCUGUCAAAUUCAGCUCUGAAGGUGAAAAUGGUACCGGUUCUGUUGUGUUGAAGCCAUACACUGACAUGGACCACCCAGAAGAAAGUAUCAAUGUCAACUUGGAAAACCCAGUAGACUUAACAUUCGGUUUAAAGUACUUAAGUGACAUUAUCAGGGCCACCAGUUUAGCUGGAACCAUUACUAUCAAGUUAGCCGACAAGACCCCAGCCUUAUUCGAGUAUAAGUUAGAUGCAGGUGGAUAUUUAAGAUUCUACUUGGCUCCUAAGUUUGAUGAAGAUGAUUAA